AGGCAGCCGCCCCUCCGUCGCUGCGACAACACGAACACAUACAUCCAUACCAACUGCAACAGAAACCGCAACAGCAACCGCAUCUGAACCUGCAAUAUCCCGCUUGCCCCACCUCGGCCUCCCUCCAGUCACAGACACCGGCCGCGAGCAUGAGGUACACAGCAGAGCAGCUAGAAGGGCUCAGGCAAUCGCCGCUGGUGAAAAAGCCAGAUGGCUUACCGUCAAUCCUGCAAUGGAUGGACGUGCCUGCCGACCAAAACAACAAUAACAACCACACCGCCAACAAUGGCACUGCUCGCCGCACUCGAGGCGCACGAGAUGGAGAAGGAGCUACUACUGAGCAUCGCACGGAUCGUCCCCUCAUUAACCCUAUGGGUCAGUUCGGGAGACGUCAGAGCAUGCGUAAGUCUGAAGGUCCAGGCCUGGUCGCUGCUAUUAACGCGCUCUUUGUAGAACCGGGCGAGGAAACGGUGCUCGGUCCGCCGAAGCUCAACUUCACAUCGGCAGCUCGAGCAGCGAAGAACGCAGGUGACAAGCAGGAGCGCACGGGUGUCAUCUCGACCGACGGCGAUCAACUCGGCGAUCGCUUCCCUCGUGACAAGAAUGAGCGAUGGUCUCGUGACGGCGACCGAGAUCGAAACCGUGAGAGAGGCAUCACGAAUGGUCGACGCGGUGCACGAGAGGAUGGCGAGGGCUGGACAAGCGUCAAGGGUCGUAAGAGCUUAGGUCAAGAAGAUUUUGAGCGCCUCAACCGCAACGGCGACCGUGGCGACCGCAGUGAUCGUAAUGAUCGCAAUCGCGAGAAGACUGAAGGCGGCUUAGAAGAUGACGCUCCUCCACGACGUGGUCAGCGUGAUCGGACAGAGCGCACAGAACGCUGGGGUCGGCGAGACGAGACAAAGGAGGAGGGAAGCAAGUUUGGCGUGCAGGGAGGUUGGCGUGAACGCACACAACAACCACAACGCGAACAGCGCGAACGUGGCGAACGCGAUUGGGAACGAGGCGGAAACCGGGCUGAGGAGGAUCCUGAAUGGAUGGACACAAAGGUCGAGAAGAAGAAGGAGCCCCAGAUCAAGACACAGGCAGACUUCGAGCGUUGGAAAGAACAGAUGAAAGCCAAGGAUACGCCAGCUGAGGAAAAGAGUGCGCCAAAGGAGACCUUUGCUGAGCCUGCAACUGUGACAGGCAUUGCUGUACCGCCUAUGUUCACAGCACCGGUUCAAACUCCAACAACCACUGAGCCCACGCAAGGUAUCCUCUUUGGAAACUGGGGCAACGUCAAGGGCGCCGAGCUGGGUCAGAACGAAUCGAUAUUAGCAAAGCCGAAGCCAGCAAAGGCAUCAAAGUUCAUGAGCAUGUUCGCAAAGUCCGAGGAACCAGCAGCGCCGAGCCCAGCCCCUGCGCCGGCUCCUGCAUCACCUGUACCCAACGUCAAUGAGGAUCAACAAGGCUUCCAGCGUAUCCUACAGAUGCUUGGCCAAGUCAACGUUGGCGGUCCUCAAGCAGCACCACCAAAUCAACCAUCGCCACCGAACGGCGUCAGAGUACAUGGAGGCGGCAUCUCGUUAGACUUCCAGCAGUCACCACCACCAGAACUCCAGAAUCACAGGCCUCCACCAAACCGAACUCUUGAGCAGCAGAGCAUCCUCCAGAACAUCUUAGCUCCUCUUCCCGCGGCGCCAGAGUCUACACCAUCGCAGCAAGCGCGAUUCAACACCAUGUCUCCUGAGAACGCACUCCAGGAUCAGUUUGGACCUCCUCGACCUGAGUCUGGACGUCAAGAGGGACAGUCUCCCUUCCAACAACCUCCUUCGAGGAACCCUAACCCGCAAGAUGCCAAUCUGGCUGCCAUUCUGAACAGUCGUGCGCGCGAAGACUCACAGCGCGACCAAGGGCAGAAGCAGCGUGAGCGUGACUUCUUACUCACACUCAUGCAACAACCACGAGCUACACCGCCACAAAUGAUGAAUCAGAAUCUUCCUCGAGGCGGUCCACCAAUGGCCAUGUUCGAAAAUAUGCAGCAUGAGCAGCGACCUCAGCCCCAGCAGAAGGGCCGCGGCGGACUCCCACCUGGUUUCAUGGAAGAUCCUCGCAUGUUCAGCGAAGGCGACAUGAUGCGCCAAGAAGCUCAGCGCAGGGAGCAGGAGCUUCGUCAGCAGCUCAACAUACAGCAGCAGCAGCAGCAGCAGCAGGAUUUGCGGAACAAGAACCAACGUCUACCGAUGGGCUUCCCCGGUCACGAAGACCCAGCACUGAGCCUUCAGCGCCGCAACACCGCCGGCGAGGUUCCUCGCCAAAUGACCAAUAUGGGUAUUCCAUCCCAGCAACACCCUGACAUGCCCUACAUGGGUGGUCGCGGCCAACCAGGAAUGCCACCAACGCCCCAAGACCGACCAAACAUUGCACCUCCCCCAGGCUUUGGAGGCCCGAUGCGCCAGCCGCCUGGCUUUGGUGGGCCCAACCCGCAGCAACAGAUGGGCCCAGGAGGACCAAGCUUCUCAGCAGGUAACACCCCGCUUGGAGCUCACCCUCCCGGUCUGCCACAGCUUGGUGGCGGCAGCAUGCGUGGAAUGCCACCAGGCUUCCCUGGAGGCCCUGGCGGCAACGGUAUGCAGGGACCGCCACAAGGCUACUUCCCUCCUCCACCAAGCUACGGACCGCCACCGGGUAUGCGAGGCGAGGAUCCUAGGAUGAUGUUCGAUGGUCAGUUCGGUGGACCAGGCCCAAGGCAACAGCAACAAGGUCGCCCGGGACCCCCGAAUAUGUACUAGGAGUAUCCAAGACAACAGCAGGACAGCCCACGACAACCAAACACGUAUUCGGAGUUCUCGAUUUCUCUGUCAUUCAGUGAGCUCAUACCUGGCAACUUGUCUGAUCAUUAGGAGUAAUGGGAGUUCUAGAAGUGGGCGGAUGGGGUAGUGCCUGAAGUAGAGGCCCCAACAAUACCGAGUCCGGUGCGGC
Messenger RNA from Macroventuria anomochaeta, 2961 nucleotides. RefSeq lists its product as uncharacterized. Bases 150 to 2771 code for a protein of 873 amino acids. The record is from RefSeq and is a predicted model, not a curated record. The transcript has a single exon. NCBI's taxonomy places the organism in Eukaryota, Fungi, Ascomycota, Dothideomycetes, Pleosporales, Didymellaceae.